Messenger RNA from Cavia porcellus (domestic guinea pig), 3803 nucleotides. RefSeq names its product von Willebrand factor A domain containing 5A (gene Vwa5a). The record is from RefSeq and is a predicted model, not a curated record. The coding region runs from base 178 to 2589 and encodes 803 amino acids. The transcript is spliced from 19 exons. NCBI's taxonomy places the organism in Eukaryota, Metazoa, Chordata, Mammalia, Rodentia, Caviidae.
GGGGGCGGGACUUCCAGGAACUGUGUUGCAGGGGUUUUUCAGCGGCUCAAAGCACUGUGGAUCUGGGGAGUAAGGAACUGUGCCUCUGGCCUCAACGCCUGCACUUUAGGACUGCCUCUGUUUUUCCCUUCUUCAGAUCUGCAAGAGCUCGUUCUAAAACAGAAAUCCUGCAUCACCAUGGUGCGUGCCUGUGGUUUGCUCACUCGCCACAAUCAACCAGUGGCACUGAAGAACAUCUCUGUGGUUGUGUCCAUCCGUGAGUUUGUAGCUGGCGUGUCUGCAACCUUACACUACAAGAAUGAAGAAAAUGUUGCUUUAGAAGUGUUCUUUGUGUUCCCCAUGGAUGAAGAUUCUGCUGUCCAUACCUUUGAGGCCUUGGUGGAUGGGAAGAAAAUUGUGGCAGAAUUACAGGACAAGACUACGGCCUAUGCCAGCUACGAGGAUGCCAUCUCUCAGGGCUACCAAGCCUAUCUACUGGAAGAGGACAAGUGCUCCAGGGAUGUCUUCUGUUGCAAUGUGGGGAACCUCCAGCCUGGGUCAGAAGUGGCACUGACCCUGAGGUAUGUGCAGGAGCUGCCUCUGGAAGCAGAUGGGGCCCUACGCUAUGUGCUCCCAGCUAUCCUGAAUCCUAGGUACCAUCUCUCUGAGUCGCCUGAGGACAGUUGCCUUGAUUUGAAGGCUCCUAUAGUGCCCUUGAAGGACCUGCCUUACACACUCACCAUGAUGGCCAACAUUAGUUCUCAGCAUGGAAUCGACAGGGUCCAGUCCAACUGCCCCUUGAGCCCUAUGGAGUACCUUGAAGAUGCUAAGACUUCUGCUCAGGUUUCCUUGGCUGAAGGACACAAAUUUGAUCGGGAUGUGGAACUUUUGAUUUACUACAGUGCGGUGCACAGCCCCAGUGUUGCUGUGGAGACGGGGAUGCCUGAAAAGAAACCAGACAGUCUGAUGGGAGAUCCAGGUGUCAUGGUUAGUUUCUACCCAGAUAUCCCAGAAGUUGAGACGGCAGUGACCGGUGGGCAGUUUGUCUUCCUCAUGGACCGCUCAGGAAGCAUGCAGACCCCAAUGAGUAAAGAGAACAGGUCUCAGCUGCGCAUAGAUGCAGCCAAGGAGACACUGAUUUUGCUGUUGAAGAGUUUGCCACUAGGCUGUUAUUUCAACAUUUAUGGAUUUGGAUCUUCCUUUGAGGCAUUCUUUCCGCACAGUGUGAAGUACACUCAGCAGACAAUGGAGGAGGCGGUAGAGAGAGUGAAGGUCCUGUGUGCAGACCUAGGGGGAACUGAGAUCUUGACCCCACUCCGGGAAAUUUUCAAGGACAUCCGUGGUCAUCCUCUGCAGCUUUUCGUCUUCACAGAUGGAGAAGUUGCUGAUACAUUCAGUGUAAUUAAAGAAGUUAAGUUCAACAGGACAAAACACAGAUGUUUCUCUUUCGGUAUUGGAGAAGGUGCUUCUACCAGCUUAAUCAAAAGUAUUGCUCGAGUAUCUGGGGGCACGUCUGAGUUUAUCAGAGGCAAGGACAGGAUGCAGUCCAAGGCGCUAAGGAGCCUCAAGCGGUCUCUGCAGUCUGUGGUAGAGGACAUCUCCCUGAGCUGGAAUCUGCCUCCUGAUCUGACUGCUAACAUGCUUUCCCCAGAGCAGACUGUCAUUUUUAGGGGUCAGAGGUUAAUUUUCUAUGCCCAGCUGACAGGGACGAUGCCGCCAGAGGAAGCUGAAGGAGAAGUGUGCCUCAAGUACACACUGCAGGGCAAGACUAUGGAGCAGAAGGUGACCUUUUCUCUACAACCCAAAUAUGACUCCAACUUCACCAUUCAUCGUCUUGCUGCAAAAUCCUUGAUCCAGACAAAAGAUCUGGGUUUCAGAGAAACCCUAGGAAGGGAAAGAAAAGAUGUGUUGAACAUCAGCUUGGAAUCUGGAGUUAUGAGCACCUUCACGGCUUUUGUUGCUAUAAACAAAGAGCUCAGCCAGCCAGUCCAGGGGCCCCUGGUUCACAGGGAGAUCCCAAGGGCUGUUCUGCCUCAAGUGAAAUCAAAAUAUCCAGCCUUUCAUCGACCAAUGCUGGACGCCUCCUGUCUUUCCAGCAAUCCGCCUGUUCUAUGUCAACGAGAUUCUCUAGCUCUGUCGCCAAAGAUAAUGGCUUCCUGUGCAGCUAAGAAAUGCCCACAGAAGAGUCUGAAUUUUGGGUCCAUCCAUCAGAAGAAAAAGAUUGGUUCUUCAACCAGUGAGACCAUUUUGCAAAAUGACAGUAAAGAGGACAGUAUUGUGCAGUUGAUUUUCCUCCAAAAUGCAAACGGUUCCUGGACUCUAAAUGAACGUCUGGCCAGUAUCCUAGGUAUGAAACUGGAAGACAUAAAGGCCGCGCACCCUGAUGAGCGUGUGGACUCCUCAGUCUGGGCCACAGUCCUAGCUGUGAUCUGGCUGCAUACCAAUGGGAUGGAUCGGGAGUGUGAGUGGGAUCUUCUGGAAAGGAAGGCCAGGGCCUGGAUUCGCAGCCAUGCAGGUAGGAGCACAAUCUCAGGAUCCCUCCCCUUCUUCCCCAGGAAGCUGGAUUUUUUCCCAGGUGCUGCACCUCCAGGUCUGGCAGGGGGUAACUGAGAGGUGUCAUAGCCAUUCCCACCAUAUUCUGGCUGUACUACACACAAGGUUGUGAAAGCAGCUAAUACAUUCCUGAAGUCUUCUGUGGAUCCUGCUAUCUUCACCUUCUGAGAAGACCACUUAAGAAGUGCAUGGCUUGGCCAUUGCCUGCUUCCCUUACCAUCUCUUCUGCUAAGAUGCAUUUUUGUUGUAUUUUCCCUUUGUAUUUCUUGCCAUAAAAGUGAAGAAUGUGCAUACCACCUACCUCUCUCCUCCUGGUGCCUUUGGGUGUCAUCUUCUUUUCCCCAAUACAUGGCUUCAAAAAAGUGACAGUAGUGCCUAAACCUGUUUUCUUUAUAGUUCAAAGCAUACAUAUUCAGUAGUAGACUUAGAUUCUCAAGAGCAAUGAUAUAAAAACCAGAUGACAAAGACUCCAGACUAAUGUCAGCGUUGAUGUUAAAGAAUGCCUGACUUAGAGAAGUCUCUGCAGGACAUUUGUCCAUCCACCAUUUUCUUUUUAUAUGUUAUUGGAAUUUGAACCUAAAAUUUCUGCAUCUCAUGCAAGAUUUUUACCUUUGAGCUAUAUCCCCCAAUUUUCUAUUCAGUUAACUAAAAUUUCUGCAUCUCAUGCAAGACUUUUACCUUUGAGCUAUAUCCCCCAAUUUUCUAUUCAGUUUUGUGUAAGCUUUGAAGUUUUUCAUUCUUAAAAGGAAGAUUUGAAAUUCAGAAAGCAGCAUCAAGUUCAACAAACACACAGAUCAUAGAGAGAGAGACAGACAGAGACAGAAGAGAGGGAGAGAGAGAGAGACAGAGAGAGACAGAGACUCAAGAUGUGCAUUUGAGCAUUGGCACUGUUGGGAAUGUUCUCAAUUAUUUCUCUUUAGACUUUGUUUGCCCAUACUUCUUAUUUUUCUUGGUGCUGCCUAAGCAACCUGACUAGAAUUACUCUUGUUGGAGAUGAUUUUUCUUACCCAUCAGUUGUCCUAUAAGAGACCCAUUUUGGUAUCCUUGGACUGACCCUGAAUCUUUGAGGACUCUGCCAGGCUCCCAUCUAGUAUAAGAAAACAGGAUAGGGCAAAUGAUGGCCCUGCCUGAGGCCUGAAGCAGAAUUGUUCACCACAUGAGGAGGAAUGGAACUGCCUCUGAUUGCUUCUGAACUGUAUGUGUCCUGUUCUACUGGAAAUGAUCCUAAACUAACCAUUGUAUCAAUAUUAAAAUGAUAAUUUCUAUAUUUA